This is a messenger RNA of Eimeria maxima, 3000 nucleotides long. RefSeq lists its product as hypothetical. The record is from RefSeq and is a predicted model, not a curated record. Lineage: Eukaryota; Apicomplexa; Conoidasida; Eucoccidiorida; Eimeriidae. Bases 1 to 3000 code for a protein of 999 amino acids. The transcript is spliced from 8 exons.
AUGAACUCGAGUACUGUAAAUGCGCCUCACGGUGACUCUACCCCUGACACGUCGAUUUCCCAAGUGAAUAUCACAUCUGCAGAACAGCAGCAGAUGGUUCAGCAGCAGCAGCUGCCGCAAGCUCAGCAACAACAGAGAAACUCAGAAUCGCUUCCGAACGCGCCACCUGCGCGUGGAGCAAGGCCUACACAUAACACCGGCGUGCAACAGCAAAAUGCCCAACACGAAAGGGCGACGCAGGAAAUAUUAGUUCGCGCCCUGCAGCAUCUUCUUGAAGUUGGGGCAGAAAGUCUGCAACUCUUAGACGUGGACGGAGAAGUUCGCCACUUUUCAGUUUUGCAUGAACAACUCAACUUCAAAUGCCUGCGUCGGCUAUCCCUUGGGUGGACCAUCACCCCAGAGCUGCAACAGCUGCUAUUUUUGUUCAGCAGCAAAAAGCUGCGGUCACUGCAAAAGUUGAACUUCAAUGGCCCUGCCCAAAUCCACCCUGAAGCCUACAUACACAUAAACCGCUUCAUUAGUCCCACAAUCAGCAGCACCUGCAGUCUCUGGGGCGAGCCGUGUUCGGCUCCCCUAGAUGAGGCAACUCUACGACGUAGUGCUGGGCUCAACAACUAUGGACUUGGCCAAAUUCACCUCCAGCUUUAUGCCCUCCUGAACUGCGGCGCAUGCAGCGUCUCACAAAUAGACUACGCACGCCAGCAGCUGCUGCAGCAGCAAUUACAGAUGCUCAGAGACUGCAAGAAAAACAGAAGCAUUGUGAAGGAGAUCAAAAGCCAAAGCGAUCCCCUAUGUCUGGAGACGGAGUAUGAAUUGCUCCCGGUACCGACAGAGGAUGGGAAGGAGGAGGACACUUCUGAAAGCCGAAAUCAGGUGAACAAUCGGCGCGCCACAGACAAAGAGAGGUCCUUCACAUCAGAAGGGUCGUCUGAGGCUAGCACCAAGGAAUGCCUCGGAACUCAAAAGCCGGCAGUCGAUACUUGCAGUAGCGUCACUGCUGAGUUUAAUCGGAUGCUGAUUCAGGAGGACGGGGCAGGGCACAGCAAGACUGAAACGACAAGCGGGAGUUCUUGUCGCCACCGAGUUCAACAAGCAGGGUCCUGGUUGUGGCGUGCUAUUCCCUCCUCCCUGCGUGGUCUCGCGGGGUCUCGCGGAUGUCUUGGCGAUGCAACUGCUUCGUUGGUGGAGUCUCAACUGGAAGUUGCGAAUGCGGACCCAAAUGGAGGGAGAGUAACAACACAAACCUCGCCACAGUAUGAGCACCAGGGACAAAUUGUCCCCACUGCUGCUGGUCAAAAACAUCCUCCUGACGAUCCUUCCCAUGACCCUGUCGCCCCUGUAGUUCAGCAGCAGGGCGAACACGGCCUACCUGCACGCAGGCGCAGACCGUCGGCGAGUGAGGAAGGGAACCGGCAUUCCUCAGACACAAACAAUACAGCAACAAUAGUUCCGUCUGGGGGACCCCGCCCAAAGAGGCGGCGGCUUGUGGAGGUGCCCUUAGGUGGGCCGAGUGGCGCAACCAAGAAGGUCGAGGCACUUAGGAGGCACCUUACUGCAUUUGCUCGAGAGCAUCUGCCUCUACUAGGUGACCUUGUGUGUCCACAUCUGGAGGCUCUUGGUUCCCCCACUGGGGCGUCUAGGCCACCCCAUGAUGAAAUGCUCACCGCAUUAGAGUAUAACUCUAAGGACACAUCCGAAACCCAGUUGAGCUUGAGACGUGCAGAGCUGCAAGUUUUGAAGGGAGUUACCUCUUUUUUGCUGGAUGCUGCGGGGGAAUUUCUAGGGCCAAUGCUGGAAGAGCCUCAUUGCAGCAGUGGGACCAGCAACAUUGACAGCGGUAGGGACAGCAGCCAGGAGAGCAACAAAGUCAACAGCGUAACUUUUGAGCGAGUGUCGGCUCGUUCUUCCCCAUUAGCCGGGCGUUGCUUUAAUCAGGCUUCUAGAAGCUCCACUACUGGCAGCGUGGCAGCGUCACACCCUAUGAACCAGUUACAACCGUUGCUUCGAGAGCUUCAACGGCAGCAAGAGGAAGACGAUGAGCUGUCUUUGCUACGUCUCCUACAACAUUCUCCUUCUCCCCGCACCAGCUGGUCCCACGGUGUUUUCUUCAAGUAUGCGUAUGUUGACCUUGAUUUCGAGUGUCUCGCCACAUUUCGCAUUUGCCUUUGCCAUCAUCCCCUAUUCAUCUUCUACAAAGAACAUGAGAAGGGGUUGCAUGUCCUGCACGUUGACGGUGUAUUCAACGCUGGAUCUGAUAGCGCGCAGGAGAAAACGGAGCUGUGGAGGGAGCGGUUGUCGUACAACUACGUGUGCGACCCUGCGGCCCCUUUCGAACAGCAACCACAGCAACUACAGCAACAACAGCAUCUGCAAGAAGACCGACGUUCCCAGCCCCCUCAAGAAAGUCAGGAGGCAGCUGAAUCUGCCGGUGUAGGCCGGCCUACUUCAUUGCGCGGCUCUCGCAGAAGUGGAAGCAGUGGUGAUGUUAGGGACACAUUAACAGACAGGAUUGGGAGCCGAUCCGAUCGAUCAGCCCGUAUCCAGCUGCCUGAGGGAUCGAUUGCUGGAUGGAGGGACCCUCUUCUAGUGACACCCCCCCCACCUCGAGAAGGAGACAUCAGGCUCUGUUCUGCCAAGGCAAGCAUCUGCCGUACUCUGGUCUUGCCAACACUAGUGCAGGAGGAGACUCCGUCUACCUUGUUACCUCAUGUGGGACCUCAAAUGACAGUGUGCCCUCCCAGCCUCGCGCAAUACUUGGCGUCCCUUAGACGUCUUUGGGCCGAGACACUUACACAACAGCAGCGAGAUAUCUACAACAAUAUUAUAACUCCCAAAUACAUUGCUCGGCGUCUGAAGGCUCCUGACCUCACCUUCGAAGCCCUUCCACCCUGGUGGCAACAGCAGCAGCAAACCCAAAGCCGCAGGCGGCCUAAGGGUGCGGGCGGUGCCCCGUCUAGUGUAGAAGGGCAUCCGCCUGCCAGCUCUCCAGAAAGUCUUUAG